AUGGCAGCGAAGGUGUUAAAGGGCUACCUCUUUGAGGCAGUCAUGCAUGCUGCACUGGCGACUGGCGGCAAGUUCGAUGUGUUGCCAUUGGACCCGAAGACUCUGGAGCGGGGCAAGGAGGAGAAGCUGGAUAUCCCGGAAUGCAAGCAGUAUAACAUCUUCACAGACAAUGAGGUCCAUGGUAUGAUGAGCACUACGAUGGACACAUACUUGAGGCCCAAGUCCUCCAACUUCCCCGUCAUUGAUGCUCUUAUGGUGCCGGCAAUGUACCUUUUCCAGAUGACUGUGUCGGCUAUGAAGGAAAUUAAUGCUGAUGACCUCGAAGACGUGUUCAAGCGACUCGGCAUCUCUGCUCCGGGCCAGGAGGGCCGCCAACCCAGCCUUUACUUUGUGGUGGAUCCUAGCGUCUACAACAAGUUUAAGGAACUCAAGUAUGAAGCAUCCGACAGCAUGCAGCAUCCGACUACCUACAAAACGAUAUGGACGGUGGUCCUGCAGUUGAAAAACUAA
Volvox carteri f. nagariensis is the source of this 510-nucleotide messenger RNA. RefSeq lists its product as uncharacterized. The record is from RefSeq and is a predicted model, not a curated record. The transcript is spliced from 2 exons. NCBI's taxonomy places the organism in Eukaryota, Viridiplantae, Chlorophyta, Chlorophyceae, Chlamydomonadales, Volvocaceae. The coding region runs from base 1 to 510 and encodes 169 amino acids.